AAACAUCAGGAAAUGCUGUUAUUUCCACCAACGUUAGGCGGUGAACACAAUGUGUGUGGAUAGACUCAGGGGUUAUUGAGCAAGAAAAGUAUAAGUUGAGCUUGCAGAUAUAAAAUGUUUUGACUUGGUCAUACCAGAAUGUUCUAAAAUCCACAUUCAGUAAUGGCUGCUGUUAGUUCAAUGGUGCUUUAUAAAGAUGACUCGGUUGAAGUGCAGUAUUUAGAUGGAUCACGUCUGCAGUUAUCGCCAUGUGGUUCUGAAUUUCUACUUGAGAAGGCAUUGCCUCCAUCGGCACAUGUUUUACAGCCCAUGGAAAGAAUUUGUCAGCGGACACAGUUUGUUACCAGUAAUCACAGGAACUUGUUGAUCCAGGCAUUAGAUUUCAGAAACAGAUUUUCUGCUAAACCCUAUCUCCCACAUAAUCUUAUUGAUCCACAUAAUAAAGUGCAACAUAUGAAAGACAUUCCAGAGGUAAAAUGGUCAAGAAAUAAAGCUAAUAGAAUUGCAUUUACUAACAGUGGUGAAGUGAAGGUGUGCUCCUGUGAUGACAAUGCAUUCUUGUACCUUUCUCCUUCUAAACUGGAGUUUUCAGUCAAAUACCUCUGUACCUGCAGCGAAAACACUAAUGCAACAUAUGAUACAGUAACUGGUCCUUCACAUCCUCCAGUACACAAACUAAGCCAAGAAAUGUCUACCAAAUUGUGUCAAAAGAAAAUCACCCAAAAAAAAUCAAAAGAUGCAGAUCACAAUAUAUCCAAAAAAAAUAAUGAGGAAAACUAUAAACAACUGAAACCUUUCAAAGACAGACAAGUAUUUACGUGGGUGAUUCAGCACCAUUCUGUGUUGUCUUUUCCGGCAAUCUGGAAGUAUCCUUUAUCAUUAGCUCUCAGUUUUAGUAACUGCCAUACACCCAAUCAGUUAGGUGGGACUGAAAACCAGGUAUUAAAGGAAACGGAAGAAUGCAAACAUGUCUGUUCUCUUGUAUCAAAUGAUGAAGAAUCAGAUGCUCAAGUAAGCCUUCCUCCUGAGGCACUGCCACUCAACUGUCCUGAUCCACACCUCCACAGAUGGGUUUUUAAGGACUUCAUUUCACCAGAAGAUGAACAUAUAGAGCAAUGGCAACGUGCAGAACUUAUUAAAAUAGUCUUGUGUCAGGGAGUUGUUUAUCGGCUAAUUGAAGGUGCUACCAGUACUAUUGAAAUAUACCCUGGAGAUGGAUCUGUUAUCAGGUCACAAGGAGAUUUUGCAAAGUAUUUCAUACAUUACAUGGAAAAAAAUGGGCUAAAUCAGAGAGUUGAGAAGAUGUAUGCUAUAAAUUAUCUUCCUCCUGAUGUUCCUGGACAGACUUACUCUAUACGAUCAAUAAUCUCCUAUGCAUACAGAAUCCUACAGUGCUUUCAUCAGAUGAGGUAUUCUAACAGCUUACAAAACCACUUAUGUUGCUGGAAUAGAUACACUGAAACAGUAAUUCAGCAUUCCCUAGAGGACCACCAGCCUGUGGAAGGAAGGUGUAACUUGAAAUUGUGUGAAGACCAACAACAGCUGGUAGUGCUUGAUUCUCCAGUAUUGACUAGAAGGACUGCUUUACAAGAACUGGAGAAACUAAGGAGGUUCAUUUAUAUUACAGAAAACAGUGGACUCUUAGGGAAGGCCUCUUUCAAAGAUAAGCCUGCUUCUAAAUCGAAUGAAAACAUUCAUAAAAAUGCUGGUUCAUUACAGCAACCAGAAGGGAGUGACGUAAAAGAAGUUCUAACACAAAUAUCGAAGACUGUUCAGGAUAUCGAGGCACUGUUGGCAGCCAGGUCCUCGGAGUUACAGAAAUCUGUUUAAAGUUACAACAAGGACCUGAAACUAAUUUUGGUAUCAAGAGCAAAAAUAAUAAUGAUAAACUAUUUAAUCUGGAUGUGUUCUUUAAACCACUUGUGUGUUUUCGCCUUUCUUAAUUUUUGAAGAGGGCACUGAUUUUAUGUGCAGUUCUUGUAGCUACUGUACCUUCAUACUGUAAUACAGUUUGCUCUGAGGUAUUAUCUUUUUAAGAUGGUUUUUACUGUUUUGCUUUCAGAUGUCAAUGGCUUUCAAGCAGAGAGUUCCUUUUAAGCUUCACUGAUCAAGGCCAGGUUAAAACAAGUAAUAAAAAACAGAUGGCCAUCAAAGAAAUACUUAAACCGCAUUUAGCUCCUCCUUCUUCAGUAAUACAUGACAUUUGUUAUCCGUUAAACACCAACCAGCUUCUAAAGUUUCUGUGUGAAUUUCCAUGUUGUUAUGCUAAGUAGGCCAAAGAUUGAUCUUUUUCUGCCUUACAAAUAGUAUAGAUUACAGUAAAGUAUAUAUUUAUUAACUUUACAGACAUGUCUUGGAAUCCUCCUGGAAGUCAUUUCAAUAUUUAUGUUCAAGAUGUCUGGCACUUGUGACUCACCUAAAUCAUUGUUUUAUUGUUAAAACUAUUCUUAUACACCUGUAUGCUAUAUAAUAUAAAAUAUACUUAUGAUAUGUGUCAGUUUAAAUUAAACUUUCAGCUCCACAUAUA
Molecule: messenger RNA, 2527 nt
Organism: Erpetoichthys calabaricus (reedfish)
Lineage: Eukaryota; Metazoa; Chordata; Cladistia; Polypteriformes; Polypteridae
Gene: c5h5orf34
Product: chromosome 5 C5orf34 homolog
Exons: 11
Coding region: 163-1830 (555 amino acids)
Source: RefSeq, a predicted model, not a curated record